AGAGCGGGAUUAAUGGAGCAGGAGUUGUUGAGGAGGUUGUUGCAUGAUUACGACGUUGAUGCAAGGGGAGUCCUUGAUGUCUUGGAUCCCGUGGUUGUUAAGAUCCAACUUCUGCUGCUUAGAAUUCAUGGAUUGGAUGAACGAUCUCAAGUGUUGACAACGACAGGCCUUAUAAUCUGUGAUUGGGACGACGGUCGAUUGAAAUGGAACAGCUCGGAGUACGAAGGCAUCAGGGACAUCGUCAUCAAGCCAGAGAGAGUCUGGCUGCCUGAACUGGCACUCAUGAACGGAGCCGACGAACUCUCACCAGAUUUCCGCAAAAUUCGCAUUUUGGUUCAGCACGACGGCCACGUACAUUGGGAGCCUGGAGGUGUCUUCACGACGACUUGUGAUAUCGAUAUCAGGUACUUCCCGUUCGACGACCAAUCCUGUCCUAUCCAGCUCGGGGCAUGGGCUUAUUACAGCAGUCGGAUGAACAUGACGAACGCUUCGAGCGAGGUAUUAACUCACGAUUUCCGUUUAAACGGAGAGUGGGACAUCUACCACACGAAAGUGGAGUGGAAGGAAAAUGUUCUGCCCUGCUGUCCAAACACUCGCUACCCAUUCGUUGAGUUCACUCUAUUCCUGAAGCGUCGACACAUGUUCUACGUCAUGAACAUCAUCCUGCCCUGCACGCUCCUCUCCAUCCUGGUCAUGGUCGUCUUCUGCUUGCCGCCAGAUGCCGGCGAGAAAAUAUCGCUCGGUAUAUCGGUGUUGCUGGCAUUCACAGUGUUCCUGCUGAUGGUUGCAGAGAAUGUACCACGCACAUCCCUACACACUCCAAUCAUUGUUAUCUACCUGACCUGCACAAUGGCACUGGGCACAUUGUCGGUAUGUUUAACGGUCGUCAUUCUCAAUUUGCACCAUAGAGACGCUGAGCGUCCAGUUCCUAAGCUGCUCAGAUUGCUGGUACUCCACUGGCUGGCCACCAUCAUGAGAGUUCAUGCCAGGAAACCAAAAACAAUGGCCAGAAAUCGACUGAGAGAUAUUUCCUCUCCUAAUGAAUUAUCAACAUCUUUGGAAAAUGGACUUCGCCAAGUUUUAAAUAAUCAGAAUCCUGUGUUGAGUUCAAAAAUUAACGGGCAACUGGAAGAUGAGCAGUUGGAUGUCGAAAAUCUUGGAAGGAGGCCAUUCAGAGAGAAUCGGUCGAAGCCUUCGAGAACUGAUCUGACUCACGAAUGGAAGGAAGUGGCUCAUGUUUUGGACAGCCUCUUCUUCGUUAUCAUCUUUACAUCGAUGACUGCAUCAGCCAUGAUCAUCCUCCUGGUACCUGCCUAUAAACACGAUCCUGUCAUAUGAAGUUAUACGCUGCAGACAAAUUUAUAAACUAACUUGCCGCUCUAAAACUAAAAGAAUUGAUUAAUCACAAAUUUUAAUUUAUCAUGAAGCUGUUUUUGAAUAUUUUAAACACAUUUCAUCGAGUCAUUUAGGACCCUUUCUCAAAACGAUUGUCGAAGUUGUUUGUAUGUUUUCAAUAAAUCAACUUCUCGAA
This is a messenger RNA of Helobdella robusta, 1531 nucleotides long. RefSeq lists its product as hypothetical. NCBI's taxonomy places the organism in Eukaryota, Metazoa, Annelida, Clitellata, Rhynchobdellida, Glossiphoniidae. The transcript is spliced from 10 exons. Gene Ontology annotation, cellular component: postsynaptic membrane; neuron projection; synapse. The record is from RefSeq and is a predicted model, not a curated record. Bases 13 to 1338 code for a protein of 441 amino acids. Gene Ontology annotation, biological process: signal transduction; nervous system process; regulation of membrane potential. Gene Ontology annotation, molecular function: acetylcholine-gated monoatomic cation-selective channel activity; transmembrane signaling receptor activity.